AUGUUCGAGUACAAGCAGCCUAUUUCCUCCAUUUUAGACGGGUCUAGGUUUACCAUUGCCCAAAUAGGGAAUGCCUACUGCGUGGUGGCUCCAGUGAAUAACUUCUACAAAGUCUACGGGGCAGAGAGGCUCAAUACACUGGGAAGAUGCAAAGAGGGAGAGCGCAUUCAAGAGAUCACCUCACUCGGAAGGUACAUAGUAACAGCAGCAGGCACACGGAUUAACAUAUAUAACCAGGGAGUGCAGAUCCAAGAAAUAGAGAUGGGCGAGACAAUAAAGACGCUCUUCUCAUGCAAUAAUGAGUAUUUGAUUGCCGUCCUCGAUGGGUCUGUUGCAAAGAUAGAGCUUGAUGAGAUCGACGAGAUUGAGAAUAAGAAGAUAGCACACACGGUAAAAAAGCUUAGAAACAUUCCAGACCACCUGGAAAGCGUGCACCCGCUUGCCUUAAAGAACAAAAUACUUGUUGUUGCAGGUGGCGCCAUUAGCAUAUACUCAGUGGAAAAGGACCGGGCUGUAUACAAAUUGAAGUGCACGGAGGUGUCUGGGCCUGUUCUGGAUGUCUCCUGCUCCAUUUCUUCUGAGAUUAUAGCAGUGUGUACAUCGAGCGAGGUUCUUGUUCUGCAGCUUAAGAAAGACAUUCUUCUUCAGACAUUCUCCUUUGGGGGAAUCCAGUCAGUUGACUUCAGAAGAAGCAGCCAGUGCAAGGAGCUUGCAGUGCUAACCAAGAAUGAAGUCAUAGUGCUGUGCCUUGAGCAGGGUGUUGUCAGAGCAAGACACGCUCUUCCAGAAGGAGCACAGAAGACAGCAGCUGAUGUGGGGCAUCUGCAUACGGCUAGAUACAUAGGAAGCGACGGGUACUUAGUUAUAUCCCAGUACAACGAGCUCCAGAUUCUUGACUGCCACAAAGAGAAAAUUCUUUCAGUGAAAAGGCGGGCAGGAGUGGUCUUUGGAAAAAGCCAGUGUUCGGAGUUUCUUAAUAACACCUUAGUUAUUUCGACAAACAAUCGGGUGUACACGCUAUCCCUUCGCAAAGACGAGCAGCUAAAGGAGAUUUCUAAGGUUUGCGCAGACGGGGAGCCAGUGUCCCUCUCUGUUGUACGAGACAGCAUUAUUGCAUGCUACACAAAGGGCGUGUAUGCUCUAAAGGAAACAGUUGGGGGAGUCGCGCAGGUAAAGAGAAAUCUUGGGUACUCAACCCCAAGGGAGUACAUUGAGUGCGCUAUGUCCUUCUGCGGAAACAGUAUGGCGCUCGCAAUAAAAACUGGAAAGGAGUCUGUUAAGAUUCUUAUUACGUCAAAAGAGUCAGGCUUUAUUUUCGGAGAAAUAGAAGAAACUCCAUACCUAGCAAUCUCGCUGAACAAUCUUAAGAAGACCCUCACAGUCCUCCAUAGGACUGAAGUAGUUGUCUACACGUACAAUGGAGAAGUUGUGUCCAGGCAUCCAAUUCAGGAGCCUCUUGCAGAGAAAGACGAGAAAGACGAGAAAGACGCGGAUAAAGAACACGUAGUUGCAAAGAUAUUUGAGUCCAGCACGUACAAGUACUUUAUUAUUGCUACAUGGUCCCGCAUUCUUGUCAUCAACCAAAGUGGGGAGACAAUUAAGUCUGUCGCAAAGAAAGCAGGGGCGCCAAUUUCUGCAAGAGUGAGCGCAGAUCUGAGCUGGCUUCUUCUAUUGUCCUCUGCAGAGAAGGGUGCUGUGCUGGAGGUGGUGGACAUACAGGCAGCAUGCACGCUUUCUACAACCUUCUUUGCACACACCCCGCGAGACUUCCUUCUUACACACGACAAGAGCCGGCUGGUUGUCACAACAGACACGCAGGUCCUUCUGUACGUCAACACGUACAGCAUACAGGCAGCCCCAGCAGAGCAGAGCGCGGUUUCCUCCCAGGGGAUAUCCUUCAGCUCAGCCCAUAAGUCUCGCAUUCGCCUACUGAUGAUGUACGACACAAUAGGGGACAAGGUUGAAGAAGAGGCUCCUAUGGCUCCGUACACAGUGCAGAAGGAGAACACACCUCCCAAGCUCAGCAGCAUGCAGGGUGCCAAGGAAAGCAUAGAAGCACUUCUUGAUGGAAACUAUCCAAUCUCUUCUAUAGUUGCCUACAUAAAGGAAAUAGAAGAUCCCUCGUCUCUUGUAAUAGAUUUAAUUUCACAUCUUGAAGCUAAGUAUGAUAUUGCAGAUGCUUUGAUCAAUAGAGUGCUUCACUACCGAAGAAAGGACCUAGACAUGGAGCGACUCUCUGCUCCACUAAAGACCAGGGAGGCCAUUGCAGAGAGGCUUAUUGUGAAGUACCUCUCAACGCUGUCUCUGAUUCAGUCAAUUUAA
Nematocida ausubeli is the source of this 2322-nucleotide messenger RNA. RefSeq lists its product as uncharacterized. Gene Ontology annotation, biological process: rRNA processing. The transcript has a single exon. The record is from RefSeq and is a predicted model, not a curated record. Gene Ontology annotation, molecular function: protein binding. The coding region runs from base 1 to 2322 and encodes 773 amino acids. Gene Ontology annotation, cellular component: Pwp2p-containing subcomplex of 90S preribosome; small-subunit processome. NCBI's taxonomy places the organism in Eukaryota, Fungi, Microsporidia.